GUGAAUGUCUCUCUGCACUGCCCACCUUUGCUCACCUUUUCACUCCCUCUCUCUCUCCCCGUCUGUUCCUCUCUCAACACACACACAAACACACUUCGGUUCAAACUUUCCUCCUUUCACAGUUGUCCUCUGAUUCUCCUGUGAAGCUUUCUACAGGAUUUUCUGCUUGUUCUUCUUAUGCUAAAAGACCGGAAGACAAAAGAAGGUGACACUCUCAGGAUGCGUUGUGUGAGCUGGUUGUUGUUGGGGACCUGCCUCCUGGUCCUGGGCCCCGCCGUGCAGGGAGCCCCGAGCCAGUGCCCGAGCCUCUGCCACUGCCACGGCGACCUCCAGCACGUCAUCUGCGACAGCGUCGGGCUGAAGAAGAUCCCUCGGGUGUCCGAGGCCACCCGUUUGCUGAACCUGCAGAGGAACAGCCUGGGCAACAUACCCACAGGGGCCUUCAGCGAGAGCAAGGGACUCAUCUCUCUGCACAUGCAGCACUGCCAGCUCCGAGAGAUCGGAUCCCAGGCCUUCAAGGGGCUGAAGAAGCUCAUCUACCUCUACCUGUCCAACAACGAGAUCAACAGCAUCAAGCCCGGCGCCUUCGAGGACCUCACUGAGCUCACCUACCUCUACCUAGAUGGGAACCAGAUCAGCGACCUGGCCAAGGGCAUCUUCUCCCCCAUGAUCAACCUCUUUAUCCUGCAGCUCAAUGACAACAAGCUGCGGGAGCUGCGGCCGGGGACCUUCACCGGCGCCAAAGACUUGCGCUGGCUGCACAUGAGCGGGAACGAGCUGACCACCAUACAGCCGGGCUCCCUGGACGACGUGGAGAACCUCGCUAUACUUCACCUGGAGAGGAACAAGAUGUCCACCUAUCCCAGCGCGGCAAUGGGCAAACUGCGUGUGGUGGAGGAGCUCACGCUGGGGAAGAACCCCAUGAGGACCAUCCCUGACAACGCCUUCCAGAGCUUUGGACGCUACAUGGAGAAACUACACCUGGACAACAUGAGCCUGGAGAAGUUCUCUGAUGGUGCGUUCGCUGGAGUGACAGCCAUCAAGUCGCUGCACCUGGACAACAACAAGCUUAAGUCGCUUCCCAAAAGCCUCGAGUUCGGCAGCAUCACCAACCUCACCCUCUCCAACAACCCUUGGACCUGCACAUGCCAGCUAGCUCCACUGCGCAGGUGGAUGGACUCCAGCCGCAAUCGUCCAGAUGCAGUGUGUGCUUCUCCACCUCCACAGAAAGGCAAGCAAGUCAGAGACAGCACCGCCUUCAGUGGCUGCAGAGUCAAGGCAAAGAGAGCCAAGAAGGGCACACGUCAUUGAACACGCAGCCGUACAGGAGACGCUGAGGAGGAGCCUGUCCAGGUGACCGGCUACAACGCGCAACGAAAGCAACUCUAACUCCUUCUACUUCAAGACUGUCCAUCUAUUCAUCUGUCAAAUGUUGUCACUAGUGUAAACACAUAGAUACACGUCCUCUCUGUCUGUCUGUCUGUCUGUGUCUCACACACUCUCUCUCACUCACACUCACACACACAUACACACACACACACACUCUAAGAACUUUAUGGAGCGAGACAUAUUAUCAGUAUAAUUUUCAUUCAUUUAUAUCAAAGAUGAAGACUUAAGUAUGAAGUGGAAGUGGACGACCUGCAGGUAACCACCAAAAUAAAGGAAACAUGUCAAUAAGCAAGGGCUACAAGGACUGUUGUGGGCAGAUUUGUUGUCUUUUCCUGGUGCAUUCAGUACCUUCAGAGAACAGGAUAAACGGCAAACACAAAAAAGUCUGAAUGUUUUUCCCCUGAGGAUAAGUUUCAAUGUCUUACUAAGCAUGAAAAUAAUGUAAAAUAAAACCAACCCUGGAGUUUAAAUCUGCAUUAAUUGAUUUUUUUGGCCACUUGGGGGCAGUGGAACAAACUGAAAACAUACAAUCGCCUUAUGUUUAGAGUUGUCCUCAGCCGAUCCAGGCAUAUUUUAAAGGCUUGGUAUCGGUAAAAAAAAAUAAAUUAAAAGCCAAUCAAAUGCCAAUCCCCUCUUUACUGUUCUUUACUUUCCUUGAGUGACUUGAUAACAGGCCAAAAUUCAGUUUGUGGGGUUUGUGUGCUCUGCAGCUCAAACAAAGAUCAUCUAUGAGUUAAACAAAGCAUCACUCUGUAACACUACUGGACAACCAUGAGCGCUUGUGCAGUUACUCCAACAGAGUUUUCUCCCACUCGAUCUUUUAUUCUAAUCACAUCAGUAAUCUGAAUUUAUAAACAGAACCUCCAGUCAAACAUAAGCUCUAGGCUCCACCUGCUAUUUCAAUAUGCGAGACACAUACGUAAUCAACAUUGAAUAUCUUCUGCUGCUAUGUAAAUAUAAAAUGUCGGAGUGGACUCAGACUUGACAGAUACCCAAUGUUAAAAGACUCGGAUCAGGAUCAGGGCUGGAAGAACUUGAUUCCUUGUUAUGUUAGCAAGCAAUUGCCUUUUUGCACAUGGAGACUCAGAUCAACAUUAUCAUUCAUUUGAAUCCAUGUUUCUGGAGAGCAGGUCCAGUAUUCUCUCUCUUUUAGCUCUGUUUUAAGUCUCCAUCAGCUCCUGAGAAACACAUCCGGCUCUUUAGCU
Messenger RNA from Seriola dumerili (greater amberjack), 2594 nucleotides. It is a transcript of the gene chad, whose product is annotated as chondroadherin. The record is from RefSeq and is a predicted model, not a curated record. The coding region runs from base 178 to 1311 and encodes 377 amino acids. Gene Ontology annotation, molecular function: protein binding. The transcript has 4 exons. Lineage: Eukaryota; Metazoa; Chordata; Actinopteri; Carangiformes; Carangidae. Gene Ontology annotation, cellular component: extracellular matrix.